This is a messenger RNA of Pan troglodytes (chimpanzee), 2037 nucleotides long. It is a transcript of the gene NECAB3, whose product is annotated as N-terminal EF-hand calcium binding protein 3. Gene Ontology annotation, cellular component: endoplasmic reticulum; Golgi cis cisterna; cytoplasm. The coding region runs from base 96 to 1292 and encodes 398 amino acids. The transcript is spliced from 12 exons. Gene Ontology annotation, molecular function: calcium ion binding. The record is from RefSeq and is a predicted model, not a curated record. NCBI's taxonomy places the organism in Eukaryota, Metazoa, Chordata, Mammalia, Primates, Hominidae. Gene Ontology annotation, biological process: regulation of amyloid precursor protein biosynthetic process.
GCCGGCGCCAAGGGGCGGCCUCUAGCCACACCGAGUCCGCGGCGGCGUCCAGGGUCGGCAGCGACCGCAGCCGAGCCCGAGCGGGUGGCGGCGCCAUGGCGUGCGCGGGGCUGCUCACCGUGUGCCUGCUCCGGCCGCCCGCGCCCCAGCCCCAGCCCCAGCCCCAGACCCCGCGGCACCCCCAGCUCGCGCCCGACCCGGGGCCCGCCGGACACACGCUCUUCCAGGACGUUUUCCGCAGAGCAGACAAGAAUGAUGAUGGGAAGCUCUCAUUUGAGGAAUUCCAGAAUUACUUUGCCGAUGGGGUUCUCAGCCCGGGGGAGCUGCAGGAACUGUUCAGCGGCGUUGAUGGGCAUCUCACUGACAAUUUAGAAACAGAAAAACUGUGUGACUACUUCUCAGAGCACCUGGGUGUUUACCGGCCGGUGCUGGCUGCAUUGGAAUCGCUGAACCGUGCAGUGCUCGCUGCCAUGGAUGCCACCAAGCUGGAGUAUGAGAGGGCCUCCAAAGUGGACCAGUUUGUGACACGCUUCCUGCUGCGGGAGACGGUGAGCCAGCUGCAAGCCCUGCAGAGCUCGCUGGAGGGGGCGUCAGAUACCCUGGAGGCCCAGGCCCAUGGCUGGCGGUCAGACGCAGAGAGCGUGGAGGCGCAGAGCAGGCUCUGCGGCAGCCGGCAGGCAGGACGCCGAGCCCUGAGGAGUGUCAGCCGGUCAUCCACCUGGUCCCCCGGCUCUUCUGACACAGGGCGCAGCUCAGAGGCCGAGAUGCAGUGGCGGCUCCAGGUGAACCGCCUCCAGGAGCUCAUCGACCAGCUUGAGUGCAAGGUGAGGGCCGUGGGGCCAGGGCCCCACAAGGGAGGACCCUCCUGGUAUCUGCCAGAGCCAGGCCCAUGCUGGAGGCCCGGCCCACACUCUGUGCCCUCACAGGCCCCCCGGCUGGAACCCCUGCGUGAAGAGGACCUGGCCAAGGGGCCUGACUUGCACAUCCUCGUGGCCCAGAGGCAGGUCCAGGUGGCAGAGGAAGGCCUGCAGGACUUCCACCGAGCCCUGCGCUGCUACGUGGACUUCACAGGGGCCCAGAGCCAUUGUCUGCAUGUGUCCGCCCAGAAGAUGCCGGAUGGUGCCUCCUUCACCCUGUAUGAGUUCUGGCAGGAUGAGCCCUCCUGGAGAAGGCACCAGCAGUCGCCUGGCAGCAAGGCCUUCCAGCGCGUCCUCAUCGACCACCUGCGGGCCCCGGACACCCUCACCACUGUGUUCUUCCCAGCCUCCUGGUGGAUAAUGAAUAACAACUGAGCCAGACCUGCACACGCCGAGGGCCCCGGGACCCUGCCUGCCUCCCUCUGGAGCCUUCUGGACUGGCCAGCCCAGCGCAAAGACCAGGGCUUGUCUCCUCCUGGACUUGGGCCUGGUGGAAGGGCUCUCAGCCCAGGGAUCAGGGACUGGGCUGCUUGCUUUCUAUUUAUUAUUGAUUUAUUUAUCCCUGUAUUUUAUUGUUUGUCACUUCAGCCUCCAAGCUACUUUGGCUUCUGCCUGGCUCAGGAGACCUGGAUUCUGGUCCCUGCUGUCCCUGCCUGGCUGAGCGACCCAGGGCAGGUCCCGUCCCUGUCUGGGUGGGCCUCGGGCCAUCUGGCCGCCUAGCGAGGGUCCUGCUUUCUUCCUGCUGUCUUGGGACCAGGCUUCUGCUCCUCCUCAGCCAGCGGCAGAAGCAGGGCUGAUGCUCAGGGACCCCCCCAACCCCUCAAACCUUGCCUCCGAGGCUGGGCCUGACCUGGGUGCCCCUGUCGCCCUCCCAGGCCACUAGGCUCUGACUCUUCCAGCACCCAUGGAUGUGCCAGAGGCCUCUGGGUUGGUUUGCAUGUCAUUUGCAUAUCGUUUGCAUGCCCUCACCCCACCCAUUCUCAGGGCAGUAUGGGAAGCCCCAAGGUGACCUGGCCAAGUAGCAAUAAUUUGGGUCCAGGGUCACCUAUUGCCCCCAGAGGCCUCUGAACCCCAGGCUGGGACCCCAGCACAGAGGCAAUAAAGGCAGUGGUCCCUUCCA